Messenger RNA from Caenorhabditis auriculariae, 269 nucleotides. The record is from the annotation of a GenBank genome assembly. Lineage: Eukaryota; Metazoa; Nematoda; Chromadorea; Rhabditida; Rhabditidae.
AUGGAAUGGCUUCUGGCUCACUUGGAUCAACUCCUGACAAUUUUGGUCGUCGUCAACGUCCUCGUCCUAAUUGCAGCUUGCCUUCGUGAGUCUGAACAAGGCGAUCGUGAAUUCCAAUGAUGGUUUAAGUAAUAAUGAAACGACGAAACGAGAGGGCCGCGAGAGAAACAGCCGCGGCCAGAAACAGGGGACUCAAGGUUCCGGUCGUCCUGCCUCCGUGUGUUUUCGAACCCGAAAAAGACGCAAAAGAUCAAAUUGUUGCCCAAUGA